Zalophus californianus (California sea lion) is the source of this 1107-nucleotide messenger RNA. It is a transcript of the gene INO80C, whose product is annotated as INO80 complex subunit C. NCBI's taxonomy places the organism in Eukaryota, Metazoa, Chordata, Mammalia, Carnivora, Otariidae. The record is from RefSeq and is a predicted model, not a curated record. Gene Ontology annotation, cellular component: Ino80 complex. The transcript is spliced from 6 exons. Gene Ontology annotation, biological process: chromatin remodeling. The coding region runs from base 205 to 762 and encodes 185 amino acids.
CACCGCCUGGCUGACACCCUCCGGCCUCCACGGAUUGGACUGCUCCGACCUCCGCCUUUUAGAGUUGGCCGAAGAAACCCGCGCACGCGCUGAGAGUCCAGGCCGGAUUUUCGCGUCUGAAGGCGGAAGUAAGGGCGAGCCGGAAGUUCCUAAGCCUGCAACCGAGAAAGUGGGGGCGGGGGAGGAGGAAGACUCAGGGUAGGAAUGGCGGCUCAAAUUCCAAUUGUGGCCACCACUUCCACUCCGGGGAUAGCCCGGAACAGCAAGAAGAGGCCAGCCAGUCCUUCCCACAACGGCAACAGCGCUGGGGGUUACAGCACUAGUAAGAAAAAAAAAGUAUCCUCCUCCAGCUUUACGCAGGGUAUCAGCAUGGAAACCAUGAGUGAGAAUAAGAUGGUGCCCUCUGAUUUCAGCUCAGGACCUAUGGAAAAAGCUGCCAAGCCAUUGCCAUUUAAGGAUCCAAACUUUGUGCACUCUGGCCAUGGUGGCGCGGUCGCUGGCAAGAAGAACAGAACCUGGAAGAAUCUGAAACAGAUCCUCGCUUCUGAAAGGGCAUUGCCGUGGCAACUGAACGAUCCUAACUACUUCAGUAUUGAUGCUCCUCCCUCCUUUAAACCAGCUAAGAAGUAUUCUGAUGUUUCAGGUCUUCUUAAGCCAUUUGACUUGAGGUAUACAGUAAGGGAAUUUAUUUCCUCCAUUUUGCACGUGGAGAACACAGACCAGAAGAGAAUUUUGAUGUCAGUGAGAAGCCAACUACACUGACCCCCAGAGCAAACUGCGGUUCAGCACCAUCGAAGAGUUUUCCUACAUCCGGAGGCUGCCCUCUGACGUCGUCACUGGCUACCUGGCCCUGAGGAAGGCCACAAGCAUCGUUCCCUGAGCCUUGAGAAGUGGGGAUGAGUGGAAGACUGUUUCAGAGGCAGACUUUGGACUCAUGAUUUUGUUUCAUGGAAACAAACUCAUUCUGCUGUCAAUCUGGAAAUGUCAGUGCUGUGCCUUGGAAAGAAUGUUUGGCUUUAAUUUCAGUUUUUUUUUUUCUUUUCUAUGUUUUCCCUCCAAGUGUGAUAUUUCCUGUUGAAUUAAAUUAUACUUCAGUUGUUGCCUAAA